AGCUGACAGGUCACACACACAAAUGGUUCAGAGCUGUCUGUGGUGCUGAAACCCCAGCACAUUUGUCUAUGUGGAUUCCCUGUCCUCCCCAGGAACUGGUCACUGCCAGCAGUUUGAUGAUUUUCCUCGCUCUCCCACAUUCCAGCUCAGCACAACAAUGGCCCGGAUCAGGUGCAUCUUAACGGCCGUCUCUGGAUUUUACUUCUGGGAAGCAGCGCUACUGCUCAGUUUGGUAGCUACAAAGGAAACAGACAGUGCACGAUCUCGCCCUUCACCAAUGUCACCUUCUGAUUUUCUGGACAAAUUAAUGGGUAGAACAUCUGGCUAUGAUGCAAGAAUACGGCCUAACUUCAAAGGUCCACCGGUGAAUGUUACAUGCAAUAUAUUUGUGAACAGCUUUGGAUCAAUUGCUGAAACCACAAUGGAUUACAGACUGAAUAUCUUUUUACGUCAGAAGUGGAAUGACCCUCGCCUUGCAUACAGUGAAUAUCCAGAUGAUUCUUUAGAUUUGGAUCCAUCUAUGUUGGACUCUAUUUGGAAACCUGAUUUAUUUUUUGCAAAUGAAAAGGGGGCAAAUUUUCAUGAAGUCACUACAGACAACAAACUUUUAAGGAUUUUCAAAGAUGGAAAUGUUCUGUAUUCCAUAAGGCUGACCCUAACUUUAUCAUGUCCAAUGGAUCUGAAAAAUUUUCCAAUGGAUGUGCAGACCUGUAUAAUGCAACUAGAAAGCUUUGGAUACACCAUGAAUGAUCUCAUUUUUGAAUGGCAAGAAAAUGGACCAGUCCAAAUUGCAGAUGGACUUACCUUGCCUCAGUUUCUUCUGAAAGAGGAGAAGGAUUUACGUUACUGUACCAAACACUAUAACACAGGAAAAUUUACUUGCAUAGAAGUGAGAUUUCAUCUUGAAAGACAGAUGGGUUACUACCUAAUUCAGAUGUAUAUUCCUAGUCUUUUGAUUGUCAUUUUAUCAUGGGUAUCAUUUUGGAUAAAUAUGGAUGCAGCACCAGCAAGAGUUGCCCUGGGCAUCACAACUGUACUAACUAUGACAACACAGAGCUCAGGUUCCCGGACAUCCCUUCCUAAGGUAUCUUAUGUAAAAGCUAUUGAUAUCUGGAUGGCAGUGUGUCUACUCUUUGUCUUUUCUGCCCUUUUGGAAUAUGCAGCAGUAAAUUUUGUAUCAAGGCAACACAAAGAACUUCUAAGGUUUCGACGAAAGAGAAAGAAGGAUAGGGAUGAUGAUGUAAGAGAAAGUCGUUUUAGUUUUACAGCCUAUGGAAUGGGACCUUGUCUACAGGCAAAGGAUGGUGUGAAUCCAAAGGGACCACUAAAUCCUCCUCCUCCUGCAUCAAAAACACAUGAAGAGAUGAGGAAGGUAUUUAUCAACAGAGCAAAGAAGAUAGACACAAUUUCUCGAGCUUGUUUUCCCCUAGCCUUUUUGAUUUUUAAUAUAUUCUACUGGGUCAUAUAUAAAAUUCUCAGACAUGAGGACUUUCACCAACAGCAAGACUAAAUGUUCUAUUGUAACAGAUAAUGCACUCAGUCAUAACAGCAUUUAAGAAAGUUACACUAUGAAAUCUUGCACCCAUGGAAUAUAAUGACCUUGUUUAUAUCCUACUUGCUAAAUGUGAAACACUUUUCUAAAUAUGCCUGUGUUACAGCUAAACUUUACUGCCAGUCAUGUCUUCACAGUUCUACUAAAUGGGAUCAAAUCACUCAUUAUUUUCUAGAGUAAUUGUAUUUUUGCUUCUAUUGUACAAAGCAGGACCAACCCAAUCUACUUAAAUAUUACAAUUAUGACUACAAAAUGCAAACUUUUUUUACAUUUUUAAAUCUUAUAAAAGCAACGACUUCCUUUUAUCAAGAGACAAAUUGUAAUAUGUCCAUUUUUUGUUAAGAUCAAUGUAAUAUUUUGUACAAGGAUCAAUUGUAGCCAGUCUUACACACGAUUCAGCCGGGAAAGAGUUUCUUAGCAAACUUUACAUAAUUAUUCAGGGGAGUCUAAUGCUGGUCACACAUUAAACUGCAGAAUGGGACAGCCCAAGGAGAAGAUCUGUGGCCAGUUCAGCCAUGCAUCUCAGAGACCAGAAAUGGCACUAAGCCAGUUAUUUGGUUGUCAGAAAAAUCAGAACACUGCCGUUGACCACAUACACAGCCUGAUACAGUCAGUUGGCCAAAAUAAUGUAUCACUAUGUCCAAAUGAAACCUUCUGGUUCCAAUUCCAAAGUUUGGUCACUCUGCAUCCAGGCCAUUUUGGUCAUAACUGCCAAUAGCUGCUGACACUAUGAACCUUUAUGUGCCCAGUUUUAACUCUGUUCUUAGAACAUACAUUCCGAUGUCCUAAUGCUCUAUGGCACGGACAAUAUCAGAUUCUGAAACAAAUAAUUGCAGGUGCAUUACCUCAACUGUGGUUAUGUUUUAAUUUCUUGUAAACUAUUCCUAAGUGUAUAUCUUUUUUUAUCGGUGAUUUAUAGUCAUUGAAAAGUGACCCCCUUUAUAUUAUCAAAUCUGUGUUUUGUACAAUUUUUAUUGAGUUGUCAAUAGAAAAAAUGCAAAGGUCUCAUUUUAUCAACAGAUGUAAACAAGAAACAAAAUGUAAUAAUCUGCAAGCGCAAAAUGACAAUUUCACAGCAUUAGACAAAUUUAAAUAAGAAAUGCAUACAAAUUCUUAGAUUCCAUUUUUCAUUUCACAAACAAAAAAACUCUAAACAGUAAACAAUACAAAUACAUACAUUGACAGCACAGGGUGGCAACUGAUAUCAUCAUCUUUAAUAGAAGACUUUCUCCCCUAAAACAUUAUAAAAUGGCUACUGUAAUAU
Molecule: messenger RNA, 2816 nt
Organism: Xenopus laevis (African clawed frog)
Lineage: Eukaryota; Metazoa; Chordata; Amphibia; Anura; Pipidae
Gene: glra3.S
Product: glycine receptor alpha 3 S homeolog
Exons: 9
Coding region: 158-1510 (450 amino acids)
Biological process (GO): excitatory postsynaptic potential; monoatomic ion transmembrane transport; monoatomic ion transport
Cellular component (GO): plasma membrane; membrane; postsynaptic membrane
Molecular function (GO): extracellularly glycine-gated chloride channel activity; transmembrane signaling receptor activity; transmitter-gated monoatomic ion channel activity
Source: RefSeq, a predicted model, not a curated record